Messenger RNA from Gadus morhua (Atlantic cod), 1272 nucleotides. Its product is annotated as zinc-binding protein A33-like. NCBI's taxonomy places the organism in Eukaryota, Metazoa, Chordata, Actinopteri, Gadiformes, Gadidae. The coding region runs from base 31 to 1257 and encodes 408 amino acids. The transcript has a single exon. Gene Ontology annotation, molecular function: protein binding. The record is from RefSeq and is a predicted model, not a curated record.
UUUGGAUAGAGACUUUAGACCUCCACUAAAAUGGCAGAGAAAAUCCCUCAGCUCAAGAAUUUCCUGACUUGCAGCGUGUGCACUGAGAUCUUCAGGGACCCGGUGUCUCUAGGCUGUCACCACAGCUUCUGUUACAGAUGUCUCCAGGACUUCUGGGCCCAAGCUGAGAACAAGAACUGUCCCAUCUGUAAGAGGAAAUCCUCAAAUGAUGCAGUCGUUAACUUUUCCAUCAAAGAGCUCGCUGACUCCUACUCUGGAAGCCAGAGGUCUGGCCCCUCUGAUGAGGCCCAGGUGGACAAAAGGGGGAGACACCACAAGCUGAAGCAGCAGCUGAGACCUGACCUCACGGCUCUACAGGCCAGGAGGAGCAGACACCAGGAGCUGGAGGAGACGUAUGAGGCCAUGGUUCCUCACCUCAAGGUACAGCGGGUGAAGACCGAGAGGCGGAUCAGAGCAGAGUUUGAACAGCUUCACUGGUUCCUGAGAGAGGAAGAGGAGGCCAGAGUGGCGGUCCUGAGAGAGGAAGAGGAGCAGAAGAGGAAGAGGAUCCUCCUGGAGAGGAAGACCCUUCCUCUCCAGCGCUCCCGGACCUGCGCCAGAGCCCUGCUCUCCGGUUCUGAUCCCCAGCUGCUUCCUGGAGCGCUGCUGGACGAGGCCAAACACCUGGGAAACCUGGCCCACAGAGUCUGGGAGAAGAUGGGGCAGAGGACCACCUUCAGCCCCGUUACUCUGGACCCAAACACUGCAUCACGCUCACUCUCUCUGUCUGAUGAUCUGACCAGCGUGAGAGUUAGCGAUGUAAUCCAGAAGGUUCCUAACAACCCAGAGAGGUUCACUAUGUACCGUGAGGUUCUGGGUUCUGAGGGCUUCAGCUCAGGGGAACACUGCUGGGAGGUGGAGGUGGGAGACCUUCCUAGCUGGACAAUAGGUGUUGCUAAAGAGUCAGUGGAGAGGAGAGGAGAGCGUACUGCUACAGCAGCUAAUGGAAUCUGGUGUUUACUCCACCGCAGUGGAAAGUACACUCGGUGUACUGGUAAAACCCUGACAUUGAAGAGGACUCCAGAGAGGAUCAGAGUCCAGCUGGACUAUGAUGGAGGGGAGGUGUCCUUCUACGACCCUGAAGACAUGACUCUCAUCUACACCCAUCAACACACUUUCACUGACAACAUCUUCCCUUACUUUAGUCUUGGAGCAGCAGGUGAAGCCCGGACCAAAGAUGUUAGAGUGUGUGGUGUCUCCUCUGGCACUCAGCUCUAGAUGACCUGCUUCCUG